GUGUGUGGGUGUGGGAUGGUGCAAAGGGAAGAAAGGAAAAAGGGACGAAACGAGUGAAGAGCGAUAUAACAACUUGAAAAAGGUGGCAAAUUGGUUGAUUCUUCCUCUUUUUUUGCAUAAACAUCGCUUUGUUGUAAUGCCUUCUCAAAAGUCUUUCAUCACCAAGGUCAAGCUCGGCAAGGCUAAGAAGCAAAACCGCCCUUUGCCUCACUGGUUCCGUCUCAAGUCUGACACCAAGAUUCGUUGGAACUCCAAGAGACGUAACUGGCGUCACACCAAGUUGAACAUUUAAGCAGAUGGUUAUAUUGUGUUCGUAUUAACGUGGUCAUGUUGUUGCAUGAGCAACAUGGAUUAACUGUAAAAAAGCACACGCCCAAUUUGAUUAUUGAUCAACGCAAACGAAUCAAAAAUUAAAAAAUGAAAAGUAUAUUUUCUAUAUACACACAAAAUCACAACAUGACAAAGCUUGCACUCUCUAUUGUUUGUCUUUUUUCACGACCUUUUUCUACGGCGGAUGAGGAUAUGGACAGUGAUUGAGUAUCGGGUAUUGAUGGAAUGAACAAAGCCCGUUUCAAUGUAUGGAAAAAAGAGUACAUUUAGAGUGGCGAGACUAUCAAGAAUAGAUUUUGUAGCCAGACUUUGAUGAGAGAAGGGAGACACACACACACACACACACACAUGCAUACAUUAAAACAACUUGCUGCUGGAGGGAGAGUGAAAGAGCGAGAAAGGGAGAGCAACAACAACAACAACAACAACAACA
This is a messenger RNA of Mycotypha africana, 763 nucleotides long. Its product is annotated as 60S ribosomal protein L39. Gene Ontology annotation, molecular function: structural constituent of ribosome. The record is from RefSeq and is a predicted model, not a curated record. NCBI's taxonomy places the organism in Eukaryota, Fungi, Mucoromycota, Mucoromycetes, Mucorales, Mycotyphaceae. Gene Ontology annotation, biological process: translation. The transcript is spliced from 3 exons. Gene Ontology annotation, cellular component: cytosolic large ribosomal subunit; ribosome. The coding region runs from base 137 to 292 and encodes 51 amino acids.